AUGAGCUCCCCCAGCGAUGAUGAACGGCACCAAACAACUAUCGAUCCCUCAAGAUUAUCAUCCGACCACCUCUCUCCCUCUACAGCAGUGGUCCACCCAGAAACAGCCUCUAUGGUGGCCGAAGAAGACCCGGCACAACGGGACCCAACACGAUCAUUCAAAUCAUUAAAAUCAAAACCACACAGAUGCGGAUUCGACCUAGGUAAUUCCUGGACAUGGGAAAUCGGUAGUGCGGGCCUCAGUGUAGUUGGUAUCGCACUCCUUAUUGGGUUUCUUAUCAGUAUUCACGGCAAACCAUAUGUGAAUUGGCAAUAUACAGCCUCACCGAACACAAUCAUCUCUAUUAUUGCAGCCAUCACCAAAGCCGCACUGCUCAAUGCUGUUUCAGCCUGCCUGGGCCAGCUUAAAUGGAGGGUAUACGACAGAUCAAGUUCCGCUCCCCUUGAGUACAUGCAAACAAUCGAUGAGGCAAGCCGUGGAUUGUGGGGCGCGCUUAAAGUUCUCUCGCGAGUGGCUUCGGGGUCGAAAAUGGGCAUUCUAACAUUCUCGGGUGCCUCGUUGACCUUUCUGGCCGUCGCGGUUGACCCGUUCGCUCAACAAAUUCUUAGCUUCCCUUCGAGGCAAGUACAGGCUUUGAAUGAAACUGCUUUGAUUCAAUCUGCGUGUAACUAUACAGCCGAUUAUCUUGGCGCCGAUUAUAUGAGGAUAUCCGAUCAACAAACAAGAGCCAUCAACAGUGGGUUGUCACUUCCGGAUACUGGCCUUCAGGCUCAAUGCACCAUGGAAAAGUGUUCUUAUCCGACAUUCGUUUCCUUGGGAAUCUGCAGCAAGUGCGAAGAUGUCACCGAGCGAACGACUCAGAAGUGUGUGGGGACUGUGCUGCCAAAUGCCAAUCGGACAGUUAUAGAUAUGAACUGCACAUAUACAGCGCCCUAUGAGUACAGUGUUACUCUAUCCCUCAAUGACAUAAGCGAUGGUGCUAUAUUUGAUGGCAAGAUCUUAAAAGAGCUUGGAGCGCACUUUUGGGCAAUCUAUUCAAGAAUUCCGUCACCGAUGGCAGACUUCGAGAAAGAGAGAUACAAGAUAUUUGAUAUUGAAACACCAAUUGUUUCGUUUAUUUCAAUUAUUCAGCAGGAAAUGAUUCCCUAUACAAGUCAGAACACAACAGCAUGGCCCCCCAAACCUUCCUUCACUGAGUGUGUGAUGUACUGGUGUGAAAAGGAGUAUGCACCAAGUAAUUUCUCUGCCACAAGCGAUCCAACUCCCGUCUCCCGGGCUCAGAAACUUCAGAUCGUUAUACAGGACGAAGAUUCUAACUGGAUGAAGAAUACUUUUAAGUUCGUGCCACCGCCAGAUUUAACACCCUUGUCCAACAAGUCCUCAACCUACCAUAUUUCUCAAUCCCUCUCCAUGGAUUUGGUAUCACAGCUUGGAUAUCUGUUCAAUGACACUAAAUCUUUUUCUGCGUAUCAUAUGAUGGUGGCAAAUAAUCUAACGGAUGUGGUCAAGUCUUUGUCCACUAGCCUUACCGACGCCAUACGUUCUGCCGAUGUGAGCAGCAGAAUAUCUGGAAAGGCGUUCAGGGCCGAAACCUAUAUUCAUGUUAGAUGGCCAUGGAUCAUCCUUCCUCUCUUUGUUGUUUUGGCAUCUACUAUCCUACUUCUGGCCACUACAGUAUCGACCAGGAAUACUGUACUUUGGAAAAAUUCAUUGCUGCCUUUGUUGAGGAGCUACCUUGAUGUCGAGCCCGAAGACAAUUCUAUUGCACUGCGGAGUGUUGAUGAAGUGACUUGGAAUUGA
This is a messenger RNA of Penicillium expansum, 1800 nucleotides long. Its product is annotated as DUF3176 domain-containing protein. The record is from RefSeq and is a predicted model, not a curated record. NCBI's taxonomy places the organism in Eukaryota, Fungi, Ascomycota, Eurotiomycetes, Eurotiales, Aspergillaceae. Bases 1 to 1800 code for a protein of 599 amino acids. The transcript has a single exon.